Molecule: messenger RNA, 746 nt
Organism: Momordica charantia (bitter melon)
Lineage: Eukaryota; Viridiplantae; Streptophyta; Magnoliopsida; Cucurbitales; Cucurbitaceae
Product: large ribosomal subunit protein eL28y
Biological process (GO): translation
Cellular component (GO): ribosome
Molecular function (GO): structural constituent of ribosome
Source: RefSeq, a predicted model, not a curated record
GGGAGAGAGUCGUGUUCUGAAUUAGGGUUUAGUAUAAAAACCAAGUAACUCCCUCCUAUUUUUUGCACGCCCCAUUUUGCCCAUCUGAGACAAAACCCUAGCGCGAACCAGGGCGAGAAGAAGAACAUGGCGGCGGUUUCGGGACAACUGAUUUGGGAGAUUGUGAAGAGGAACAACUCGUUUUUGGUGAAGGAGUUCGGCAGGGGAACAGCCGGCGUUCAGUUCAGCAAAGAGCCCAACAACUUAUACAAUCUCAACUCCUACAAGCAUUCUGGCCUGGCCAACAAGAAAACUGUUACAAUUCAACCUGGAGGUAAAGAUCAAUCCAUUUUGCUUGCAACAACGAAGAGCAAGAAACAGAACAAACCUGCUUCAUUGCUUCAUAAAUCUUUGAUGAAGAAGGAAUUCCGUAGGAUGGCAAAGGCUGUAACAAACCAGGUGGCCGAUAACUACUACAGGCCAGACCUGAAGAAGGCUGCCCUAGCAAGAUUGAGCGCUGUGAACAGAAGCCUUAAGGUUGCUAAGUCUGGGGUCAAGAAGAGGAACAGGCAAGCGUUGAGGAAGUGAGAAUGUUAUGAGAAUGUUGCUUUUUCCAUUUGUGUUUUUUGUUGGAAUGCCAACCUUUUAGUGCAGUUUGGAAUUUGAAGAGUAGUCUGGCAAUGUCUUACUAUGUUUUGCGUUAUUAUAUGAUUAUUUUCGUGUUGUGAUGAACCUUUGGCGGUAAUCUUAUGACUUAGUUUUUGUUA